AUGAGGAAGACAACCCCGCCCCCCCCAAUAGUGAUCGACUAUCGAGGAUCACGAUGGGUCGCAUCGGGCAGUAACGGGAGUGUGAACGUGGACGGGGUGGUCUCCGUGGCGAUGCAGCUGUGUGAGGGGUGUCACUACGGAGCGGAGCGGAUCGCGUGUGUCUCGUCACGGCUACAGGAGGACUGGAAAGGGCUGACGUCAGUGCUGGAGGAACGCAGCAACACACUGGUCAUGUCCACCGACUUCCACCAGGGGGCAGAACAGUUCCUGGGGCGUGUGGAGGGCUGGUGUGAGGCGUGUGCUGACGACUCGUUGCCGGCUGAGAUGGCGGAGCUGGAGGCGUCCAUACAACAACACCAGACGCUCUGCGAAGAGAUAACAUCAGCCUACACACAGGUCAGUGAGAGUGGUAAAGCCCUAUUGGAAGUGCUUCAGCGUCCGGCGGAGCCUGACGAGUCUGGGUUACCAGCGGUAACCACUGACUUCACAGCCGCAACGCACGGCAUCAUGGGAGUUCUGCAUGAGGUCAUGCAGGGUCACCAGCAUGUUGAAGGGGCGUGGCAACACCGCAAGCUCCGCCUACACCAGCGUCUGCAGCUGUGUGUGUUCCAGCAGGACGUACGGCAGGUUCUGGACUGGGUGGAGCAGCAUGGAGAGGUGUUUCUCAAUAAGCACACCGGUGUGGGGAAGAGCCUCCACCGAGCACGAGCACUGCAGAAACGCCACGACGACUUCCAACAAGUGGCCCAGAACACCUAUACCAAUGCUGAGAAGCUGCUGGAGGCGGCAGGCCAGCUGGCCCAGUCAGGGGAGUGUGAGGAGGGGGAGAUCUACUCUGCUGCUGGGGACCUGGAGCUCCGCAUGCAGGCCUUCAUACAGAGAGUAGAGCAGAGGAAGCUACUGCUGGACCUUGCUGUCUCCUUUUACACACACACCAAAGAGCUGUCAGUGUGGAUGGAGGGUCUCCAGAGGCAGAUGGCGGGGGAGGUGUGUGUGUGUCCUGACUCAGUGGAGGCUCUACAGGCUCUUAUCAGCCAGCAGCAGCAGCAACAAGCCAACACACAGGAAGCCUCGCUCUCUGUCAUCAGGGAGGGAGAGGACCUCAUUCUACAGCUCAGGCCCCAGGGCAGUUCAGUGGGCCAUGUGGAGUCAGUGCUGCAGUCGUUGGAGGAGGCCCAGGUCCAGCUGGAGGAGCUGUUCCACCAGAGGAAGAUCAGGCUGGACGUCUAUCUGCAGCUACGCAUACUACAGCAGUGUUCUCUGGAGGUGUCAGGGGAGAUGGAGGCAUGGAAGCAGGACCUCCAGAAGCAGGCCCAGGACAUCACCACAGAAAAGCUAACGCUAGCACAACCGCGGCUAGUGGACGCUAACCAGGAGAAGCUAGCAUUAGCGCAACCGCGGCUAGUGGAUGCUAACCCAGAAGGGCUAACGUUAGCGCAGCAGCGCAUUCACAGACACAUGGAACGACGGCUAGCCAUGAACAACAUGACCUAUGAGGUCGUACAGCAGGGUCACGACCUUCAGCAAUACAUCACCGAAGUACAGUCCUCAGGUAUUCAGCUGACGGCUGAGGGGGAGACUGAUCUGUCCUCUCAGGUGGAGGGGCUCCAUCAGCUUCUACAGGACAAGCAGAAGGAGCUGCACCAGAUAGUCGAACACACACACACACACCUGGAGCAGGGCUUGCAGCUACGCCACCUACAGAGUCAGGUCAACCAGGUGCUGGGCUGGAUCAGUGAAGGAGAGGUGAUGUUGUCUUCCUGUAUGGUGAACUCCAGCUCUCUGUCUGAGGCUGAACAGCUACAGAGAGAACAUGAGCGCCUCCAACAGGCCAUAGAGUCUCUGCUUCAUGCUGACUCUCUCCAGAGGACCCACCAGGUGGCGCUGGCGCUGCAGCAGCGGGCAGAGCUGCUGGUGAGGGCGGGCCACUACGACCCAGAGGCAGUGAGGGCGUGUGCCCAGACGGUGGCGCUACACUGGCAGACCCUGAUGCUGCGGAUGGAGGACCGCCUCAAACUGGUCAACGCCUCCGCAGCCUUCUACCGGACCUCACAACAGGUAUGUGGUGUGUUGGAGAGCCUGGAACAGGAGUAUCGUAGGGACGAAGACUGGUGUGGUGGCGGAGAGAGGCAGGGGAGCAGGGGCCAGCCGGAGCACCUCAUUCCCCUCAUCAACAAACACAUGGAACAAAAAGAAGCCUUCCUCAAGGCAUGCACCCUGGCCAGACGCAACGCAGAGGUCUUCCUCAAGUACAUCCACCGCAACAGCGUUACCAUGGCAACCAUCUCCGGGCACAGUGCAGGCGCAGAGGUCACUGGUCACUCCCGUGUGCCUGAACAGCAGGUCAAAGGUAUCCUCAGUGAGCUCCUGCAGAGGGAGAACAGGGUUCUACAUUUCUGGACUCUGAAGGAGCGUCGUCUGGACCAGUGUAUCCUCAGUGAGCUCCUGCAGAGGGAGAACAGGGUUCUACAUUUCUGGACUCUGAAGAAGCAUCGUCUGGACCAGUGUAAAUGUGUGUGUGUGUUCCACAUCCUCAGUGAGCUCCUGCAGGUGAACAGGGUUUGCCACUCUGAAGAAGCCUCCCAGUGUCAACAGUAUGCUGUUCCAGUCCACACCCAACAGGCGUUGGAUUGGCUGCAACAGAGUGGUGAGCACUACCUGUCCACUCACACAUCGCCAGGGGCAACCAGUGCAGAGACCCAGGACCUGCUGGCUCAACACAGGGAAUUCUGCAUCUCGGCUAAGCACACUCAGGAGAAGGUGCACCUGCUGAUUCAGCUGGCAGAGAGCAUGCUGGGUAAGGGCCACUCCCACAGGGUGGAGCUACGGAGGUGUGUGUCGACGGUGGACAAGCGCUACCGAGAGUUCUCCAUGCGCAUGGGCCAGUACCGGAACACACUGGAGACUGCACUGGGAGGCUGCACUCAGGACAAUAAGGACCUGGAGCUGGAGCUCAUCCCCAACAGCCUCUCUGACUCUGACCCCGAAGUGAACCUGAACGACCCUAACCACGAGGUCAGCGACGAGAAGAGGAGGACGGCCAGGAAGAAAGAGUAUAUCAUGUCAGAGCUUCUCCAGACAGAGAGGGUGUAUGUGAAGGAUCUGCAGGAGUGUAUUGAUACCUACCUGUGGGAGAUGACCAGUGGCUCUGAAGAGAUCCCCACCAGGAUCGCCAACAAGGAUGACGUUGUCUUUGGGAACAUCCAGGACAUUUAUGAGUUCCAUAACAGUAUUUUCCUGAAGGAGCUGGAGAACUACGAACAGCUACCUGAGGAUGUGGGUCACUGCUUUGUCACCUGGGCAGAUAAGUUCCACAUGUAUGUGACGUAUUGUAGAAAUAAACCAGAUUCCAGCCUUCUGAUCCAGCAACAUGGGGCAGGCUUCUUUCAGGAGGUCCAGAGGAGACAUGGUCUUGCUAACUCCAUCUCCUCAGCGCUCAUCAAGCCGGUUCAGCGCAUCACCAAGUACCAGCUCCUUCUCAAGGAGUUGUUGGCGUGUUGUGAGGAGGGAAAAGGCGAGAUCAAGGAGGGUCUGGAUGUCAUGCUGAGUGUUCCAAAGCGAGCCAACGAUGCCAUGCAUGUUAGCAUGCUAGAGGGUCUGGAGGAGGGCUUGGAGGUGCAGGGAGAACUGCUCCUGCAGGAUACCUUCCAGGUGUGGGAUCCUAAAUCCCUUAUCAGGAAAGGCCGGGAACGCCACCUAUUCCUGUUCGAGCUCUCGCUGGUCUUCAGUAAAGAGAUAAAGGACUCCUCCGGACGUAUCAAGUACCUCUACAAGAGCAGGCUGAGGACAUCAGAGUUGGGGGUGACAGAGCAUAUUGAAGGGGACCCCUGUAAGUUUGCUUUGUGGGUGGGCCGUACCCCCACCUCGGACAACAAGACCGUCCUCAAGGCCUCAUCUCUGGAGCUGAAGCAGGAGUGGGUACGUAGCGUGCGUCAGGUGAUCCAGGAGAGACGUGGCCAUCUGAGAGGAGCGUUGAGGGAGCCCAUCCCCCUCCCCAAGACCCCCCCCACCCUGGUCCGCACACGCAGCAUCAACAGGAGAGACACCAAUGAGGAUGCAGACAGCCUGGGAGAUGCCAGCAGCCAGCCGGACACCGUCUCCAUUGCCUCCCGCACCUCUCAGAACACCGCAGACAGCGACAAGCUGUCCGGUGGCUGUGAGUUGACCGUGGUCCUGUUGGACUUCUCGGCGGGCGGGGCUGAGGAGCUGAGUGUUCGUUGCGGUCAGACCGUGGAGCUAGUGGAGCGGUCCAGUGAGCGAUCGGGCUGGUGUCUGGUCAGGACCACAGACUCACCCCCACAGGAGGGCCUGGUACCCAUGACUGCCCUCUGCCUUUCCCACUCCCACAGCGCUGACAUGGACGGCUUGAUGCCUGCCACCACCGCUGGGAAAGAGCCCAGCCCUGUAGGUUCAGAGGUCAGAUCAGACUCUGGAGCAUCUCUCCAGUCCCAGACAUCCCUGGGCUCCGGUCCUGGCGGUGUGUCCGUCAGUUCCCCCGGCGGAGUGUCUAUUGGUUCUCCUGGUGUGAACGUGGGCUCCCCGGGGCCCAAGCGGAGUGGUUCUGGUACCGGAAACACAUUGAAGCGCUGGCUGACCAGCCCAGUGAGGAGACUGAGCCAGGGCAAAGCCGACAGCCAGGGGAAAAAACCUCCACUACGCACCAGGAGACGUGACAACCGGCCCGAGCUAGCCACGCCGCUCACCGCUAACACACACCUGAAGGGGAAGAGCCGUGAAGACUCUGUCCAGAGUGGAGGAGAGGAGGAGCUGGAGGAGGAUCCACACACACCCCUCCCACCUCCCAUGGAGAUCAUUAAAGAUAGCAACAACCCUGAGGACUCAGAGGGCUCCAACCAGUCAGACACAGAGCAGAAGAACAAAGCCAUGAGAGGUCGCAUGUUUGUGGUUAAUGAAAUGGUGCAGACUGAGAAGGAUUACGUGAAAGACCUUGGUGUCAUCGUGGAGGGGUUCAUGUCGAGGUUGGAGGUGAAAGGGAUUCCAGAGGACAUGAGGGGGAAGGACCUGAUAGUGUUUGGCAACAUCCAUCAGAUUUACGACUGGCACCAGGAGUUCUUCCUGGUUGAGUUGGAGAAAUGUUUGCAGGACCACGACCGACUGGCAGAGCUCUUCAUUAAACAUGAGAGGAGGCUGCACAUGUAUGUGGUCUACUGUCAGAAUAAGCCCAGGUCAGAGUUUGUCGUGGCGGAAUAUGAGACCUUCUUUGAGGAGGUGCAGAGAGAGAUCAGCUGUAGGAUGUCCAUCAGUGACUUUCUCAUCAAACCCAUCCAGAGAAUCACCAAGUACCAGCUACUGCUCAAGGAUUUUCUGAAAUACACUUCUAAAGCAGGGAUGCACUGUGAGGAGAUCGAGAGAGCGGUGGAUCUGAUGUCUCUGGUACCCAAACGCUGUAAUGACAUGAUGAACCUGGGACGCCUGCAGGGUUACGAGGGGAAGCUGACGAGCCAGGGCAAGCUGCUGCAGCAGGAGACCUUCUGUGUGUGGGAGCAGGACGGAGGAGUUCUUUCCCGCAGUAAAGACAGACGCGUCUUCCUCUUCGAGCAAAUCAUCAUCUUCAGUGAGCUGCUCCGUAAAGGGUCCUCCCCACCUGGCUAUCAGUACAAGAAGAGCAUCAAGGUGAGCUACCUGGCCAUGCAGGAGUGUGUGGAGGGGGACCCCUGUAAGUUUGUUCUGUCAUCUCGGGGGUCCGCUGAGCGUUUCACCCUGCAGGCAGCCAGCCCCUCUGUCAAACAGCUGUGGGUCUCACACAUCACUGAGCUACUGGACACACAGAGCAACUUCCUGUCUGCUCUGCAGUCUCCUAUAGAGUACCAGAGGAAGGAGGGUGGGGGAACAAACCUCCUCACCCGACCCCCCUCGGGCUUCGGCCCCAAAGCAUCGGGCCGACCUCCCUCUGUGCCCCCCACCCCUAACGGACACAACACACACACACAGGCAGACGGCGAGGCACAGGACAACGAGCUGGUGCUGGUGAUCCAGGACUUCAGUGCGGUGCGUGAGGAUGAGAUCACGGUACUUCGCGGGGAACGGGUCCAGAUUCUGGCAUCCAACCAACAUGGCCAGUGUCUGGUCUACCGACCGGCCAACACGGAGUCUCCGCCUGCAGAGGGCUGGGUGCCGCGCAGCGUCCUGUUCAACCACUAACUACCAGUUAGAACCAGUCAGAACCAGUUUAGAACCAGAUAUAAACAGUUACAUAACCAGUUACGGCCCAGUUACACUUCACUGAUGCCAGUAAGACCCAGUACCAAUCACACACAUCUGUCAACCUCUUAGUUACUGGUCCCAAAUAGUUACACAUAGUUUAAACUAGUUUACAUCAGUUACAUACAGUCAGCUGCCCCAGUUAAACCAAUCACACACACGUAGCAAACAUCCUCAACAACCGGUAGCAACCAUGAACACUAGUAACCAACUACUGGAGUUCCUUACACUGGUGAAAAGAGGCCAGAGAGCUGCAGGUCCAGACAGAGGGAUUUGAAGUGAAUGGACACACAGUAUGCCUAUGGAACAUCCCAACUGAUGAGGCCCAACUGAUGAGGCCCAACUGAUGAGGCCACUAGGGCCGCUGCCAACUGAUGAGGUCACUAAUGGCUGCAGCCUAUGGAACAUCCCAACUGAUGAGGCCCAACUGAUGAGGCCCAACUGAUGAGGCCACUAGGGCCGCUGCCAACUGAUGAGGUCACUAAUGGCUGCAACCUAUGGAACAUCCAGACUGAUGAGGUCCAACUGAUGGGGCCACUAAGGGCCGCUGCCAACUGAUGAGGUCACUAAUGGCUGCAGCCUAUGGAACAUCCCAACUGAUGAGGUCCAACUGAUGGGGCCACUAAGGGCCGCUGCCAACUGAUGAGGUCACUAAUGGCUGCAGCCUAUGGAACAUCCCAACUGAUGAGGUCCAACUGAUGGGGCCACUAAGGGCCGCUGCCAACUGAUGAGGUCACUAAGGGCUGCUGCCUUUGGAACAUCCACACUGAUGAUGUCACUAAGGGCCGCUGCCAACUGAUGAGGUCACUAAGGGCUGCUGCCUUUGGAACAUCCACACUGAUGAUGUCACUAAGGGCUGCCGCCUUUGGAACAUCCCAACUGAUGAGGUCACUAAGGGCUGUUGCCUUUGGAACAUCCAAACUGAUGAUGCCACUAAGGGCUUCUGCCUCAGUCAUUCCGGAACUCUGGGAUUCUAGAAUAAAACAAGACUGAGAACAGCUGUCAGAGACUCUCCCACCUCAUUAAGGAACCAGACUCAAGUGGAGGGUCAAAGGUAAAAUAUAUCUGCUGGAGACAAGCAAGAAAUGACGUUGUAAUAAUGGUUGUUUUUACAUAUCGGUGAAAAAACAUAGUGUCAGCACGUGAUGUUUAUGCUUUCAUGGCGUGGGGGUCAAAAUAAAUGGACUGAACCCUCACCCACCCACCCCAACCCAUGACCCCGGUGAGGUGACAUCAUUUCCUGUUUGUUAAUAUGUGUAAAAGAAAGCGAAAGUCUCACCACGUAAAUAGAACUCUGAGCGCAUUAUGAAGUAUAUAUAGUUCUUAUAUGAUUCAUAUAUUCUGUUUUUCACCUGAAUAGAAAACAGAGAGAAGACAAGUAUUGUCACGUUAACAUCUGUAUGUGUGUGUGCGUGUGGGUGCGUUUGUGUAUGAGUGCUUGCAUGUAUGGUGUGUGUGUGUGUGUGUGUGUGUGUGUGUGUGUGUGUGUGUGUGUGUGUGUGUGUGUGUGUGUGUGUGUGUGUGUGUGUGUGUGUGUGUGUGUCUGUUGUCCUUUGGGUUCUGUUUGUAUUGAAUAGAAACCCCUGUGUUCUCUGUGUUUUUUCACUGAUCAAUCCCUGUGUCCCUUUGAUGUGGUUUCCUGUUCCUGUAGAGCUGCUGUUGGGCAGUGUGAAGGACUCUAGAGUGGGCAUCCUCAUACUUUUAAAUGUCACCCAGAGUUUGAACCGUAAUAUUAUGCAUUCUUUGGAAAAUAUGUAAAUAGUAUUUUACAGACAUGUACAUGAUUUAACAGGACAAAAGGGAGCUGGGGAACACGUCAGUCCAACUCCUUCAUAUUAAACAGAAGCUUUGCCGCCAUAUUGGAUUUUCAGGUUUUAAUUAACUGCUGAACUAGUUAACCCUUCAACUCUCCCCUGCUCAGGGUAAAAGUUGCCCUUCAGCACAGAUCUAGGAUCAGGUUACUCUCUCCCCAAUCUGACCUUAACCGUGAGUAGAAACACUAAACUGACCCUAGGUCAGUGUCUGGGGGUAACUUCUAACCCCGGUUUGUAUCUGCAGUGGCAGCACUGCUGCCUAUAGCUUCAUACUACACAGGUUAUACAGGCUCUGGGAAAAACUCAAAAGACAUCAUAUUCCCCAUGUAGUGCACUACUUUUGCCUGAAGGAGUGCACUAUAUGGGGAGUAGGGUGUGAUUUGGGACCUAGCCCCUUUUAGCCAUACAGGUUAUUAUACAGUGAUGUGUACUUGCAAAUGGCUGCUAUCUCACCUCUAUGAGUUCUGUAUGGUGGUUUGUAAUAAAGACCAUUUUUCAUCUCUGAAAUGGAA
This is a messenger RNA of Oncorhynchus masou masou (cherry salmon), 8548 nucleotides long. RefSeq names its product kalirin-like. NCBI's taxonomy places the organism in Eukaryota, Metazoa, Chordata, Actinopteri, Salmoniformes, Salmonidae. Gene Ontology annotation, biological process: axon guidance; intracellular signal transduction. Gene Ontology annotation, cellular component: extrinsic component of membrane; postsynaptic density; cytoplasm. The record is from RefSeq and is a predicted model, not a curated record. Gene Ontology annotation, molecular function: guanyl-nucleotide exchange factor activity; protein binding.